CCUGGGGCCGGGGUCGGAGCGGCCCGGGGCGCAGACCCGAGUCGGGGAGCGCGGCGCGAGCGCGAGCCCCGACAGCCGCGGAGGGCGCGCGGACCCCUGGGCUCUCCCGCCCGCCGCUCGCGGCGCGCGGUAUUUUUAUCUGUGCGUGCACAGCCCUCCUCCUCCCCGCCACCCGCAGCCCGCUGGCAGCGCGGCGCCCCGAGCAGCCGGGGGAGCCGAGCCGGGAACGCAGCCCGAGACCCCGCGCGCCAUGGACCCCAAGGACCGCAAGAAGAUCCAGUUCUCUGUGCCCGCGCCCCCCAGCCAGCUCGACCCCCGCCAGGUGGAGAUGAUCAGGCGUCGGAGACCGACCCCUGCCAUGCUGUUCCGGCUCUCAGAGCAUUCCUCACCAGAGGAGGAGGCCUCCCCCCACCAGAGAGCCUCAGGAGAGGGGCACCACCUCAAGUCGAAGAGACCCAACCCCUGUGCCUACACACCCCCCUCGCUGAAAGCUGUGCAGCGCAUUGCUGAGUCUCACCUGCAGUCCAUCAGCAACCUGAGCGAGAACCAGGUCUCGGAGGAGGAGGAUGAGCUGGGGGAGCUGCGGGAGUUGGGCUAUCCAAGAGAGGAAGAGGAAGAAGAGGAGGAAGAAGAGGAUGAAGAGGAGGAAGAGGAGGACAGCCAGGCUGAAAUCCUGAAGGGCAGCAGGGCAUUUGCUGGGCAGAAGGCAACCUGUGGCCAGGGUCUGGAGGGGCUCUGGGAGCGCCCACCCCCUCUGGAUGAACCCCAGAAAGAUGGAAGCUCUGAGGACCACAUGAAAGACCCACCACAAAGUGAGCCUGGGGAGGAGCCGCAGCGCCGGGUCCCCAUCGAGCCUGGCACAUAGGCACUAAGCCCUGCAUCUCCCAGAAGGGAGCAAGUGGAGGGGGCAUCACUGUUCCCCAUAACCGCACUCUAUCCCCACCAUAUUUUGUACCUUUCCCUCACCUGCUAGGGCUGCGGCUUCUGACUUCUAGGAGAAUAAGGCUGGUCUGUGUUUGCUUGUUUGCCCACCUUUGGCUGAUGCCUGGAGUCCCUGGGCACUUGCUGCCUGACACCUACCCCUGCCAGUCGUUCCUCCUUUCACCCAGUGGGAGGUGGGAUGUGAGAGUCUGCAUUGGAUAAUCCAGAAAACCAGGGCCAAGGGUUCACUCUCCACAAUUCUACUUCCCCAGACCCCUUCCCCUGGGCACAGGAGACCACAGGGCAGGACCCUAAGAUCUGGGGAAAGGGGGUACUGAGAACCUUUAGGUGCCGAUAGUUCCUUCUCCAUCCCUUCUCAUAUGAUGGAUUCCAAGUCACUACCCAUCUCACCAGCUUCAACCAGGGCCCAGGACUCAGGCAUCCUUCUUCACAGCCUCAACAUUUUGGAAAUCUUCCCCUUACCACCUCUGCUCCCCAGCCUGGGUGCCUGGAAGAUGGACUGGCAGAGGCCGCUUUGUUGCAUUUUGUUUGUGCUUUGAUGCCAGGAAUGCUGCCUAGUAUAUGUCCUUAUGGGGGCACACAGAGUGGGGAGCCAGGUUCUCCUUGUCCUCCAGCUGCUCUGCCCCCUUUCCUUUCUUCCCUGAUUCCAGGCCUGAAUCCCUCCCGUGCUGGAAUAAAUCUUUGUAAAUAAC
Choloepus didactylus (southern two-toed sloth) is the source of this 1634-nucleotide messenger RNA. RefSeq names its product protein phosphatase 1 regulatory inhibitor subunit 1B (gene PPP1R1B). The transcript has 7 exons. Gene Ontology annotation, cellular component: cytoplasm. The coding region runs from base 251 to 865 and encodes 204 amino acids. NCBI's taxonomy places the organism in Eukaryota, Metazoa, Chordata, Mammalia, Pilosa, Megalonychidae. The record is from RefSeq and is a predicted model, not a curated record. Gene Ontology annotation, molecular function: protein phosphatase inhibitor activity. Gene Ontology annotation, biological process: intracellular signal transduction.